CGUCUCGACCGGUCUGGUGGUCGGUUGGUCGGCCGUUUGACUCUGAGUUCACGCAUUGUGCGCUACGGUAAACAGUCGGUCGGGCAGGUUUAGACGGUGUGUUUUUCUUCUCUGAUUUUCACAUGGCUAUGGUUGACUUUCUCGAGGGGACACUCGGUUGCGGAUAUUUACUUCUCGCAUGAAUCUCGAACGGCAUUGUUUGCUAAUAGUUUCGCGGCCACCGUAGAACAGGCGGAAGUGACUUCUAGAAGACGCGGCGCUUAAUUUUUUUAGUACUGUCUUCCGUACUUUCUUUGGACAGACGGAUUGUGAUUGUGUAGUGUAUUUUUAGAUAUAUUUUUCUAUGGUUUCUAUCCGUUUUACGAAAAUAUGCGUUAUUUUUGUGUUUGAUGUGCGAUUGAUGAGUGUGGGUUUUGUUUUAUUAGGAAGGUAACCGAAAUCGUUUAGUCCGAAAAAAAACACUCGUGAGAGCGAUUCGUCUGCAGUUCAUUCGUUCCGUGAGACAGGUAGAGGUUUAUGUGAAUUAGAGUGAUUAUUUUCCUAUUUUGUUUUUAUUGCCAGUAGCAGUAGUGUGAAGUGAUUGUGAGUUGUUAAUUUGGUUUGAUUUGUUGAUUUUAUUCGAGAAUGCGAGAGAAAAUUGUCGUGUUCCGAUGUAAGUUGAUCUAGUGCGAAAUUUCUUUCAUUUUACACACGUGUUUGAUGGUGGAACAUGAUCUUCUGACGACCGAUUAAAUUCGAAUGAACGAAUCUUCGACGUACGAAAAUGGUUCGUUUCGGCAAAAAAGAGAGUGCUGAAAGGCGUCAACUUUUGGCCAGUAUGAACUCGAUGCAGUACAACAGUUCCAAGCAGAUCGAUAAUGCUGCUUACCAACAUGUCCGAGACAAUCUGGAAGAUCUCGACGGCAAAACAGAAGCCAACGAGACUGAUUUGGUUUUUCUGCAAGGCAUUCUAGAGAAUCCUGCCGUCACCCAAAUGAUUAAGAUCCAAGACAAACUUGAAGAGGUGUCGCCCCCGCUAAAACCCAUCCGACUGAACAAUAUCUCACUGGUGCGGGAAGUGGUCGAUCGAUGCAGCCUGUCGCGGAAUCCACAUGCACGUGAACUAGCGCGAAUAUUCCGUUAUCCACACUUCCGGGCGCUCAUCGAAUCGCACGACGAAGUUGGAGAGCUGACUGUGGAAAAGCUAAAAUCUCACCAAAACGGUAGCAGUCCGGGAAGCAGCAGCAAAAACGUACCAGGAUCACCCGGCAGCGGUAGCAAUUCCGAGGUCGACAGCUUGUUGGGAACGGCAGUAAUCACGGCCGGCAACGGGAUGCCCGGAGAAACGAUCAAAAUGGUCGGAAUCCGGAGAAAUCCGAACGAACCGUUGGGUCUGACCGUGGAGGUCGACGAGCACGAUCAACUGGUGGUUGCUCGGAUCAUUGCCGGUGGAAUGAUCGACCGGCAGGGGCUUCUGCAUGCGGGUGAUGUGAUAUUGGAGGUGAACGGAGUUCCGGUAACGACGCCCGAGGAACUACAGACUGAAAUCUCCCGGGCGAAGGAAUCCGUUACGUUGAAGAUAGGACCCAGCCUAGAUGAGGAGAUGAAAUCCGCCCGCAUCACGAUGGCCGGUGGACAGGUAAAGAAUGGGAAAAAUUUAGAGCCGGGGAAAAAACUGACGUGUUACAUGCGAGCAUUGUUCGAUUACAUCCCGUCCGAGGAUAAUCUGCUACCGUGUCAGGACAUUGGUUUAUCAUUCCAACGUGGAGAUAUUCUGCAAAUCAUUAACGUCAAAGAUCCCAACUGGUGGCAAGCACGACAUGCCGGCGAUGAUGGUCCCAUCGGUUUGGUUCCCUCGCAGGAGUUGGAGGAACGACGACAGGCCUACGUUGCGCCGGAGGCAGACUACGCACACAAGAUUAGCAUAUGCGGCACAAAGAUUUCCAAGAAGAAGCGUAAGACAAUGUACAAAACUAAGCAAAACAGUGAGUUCGAUAAGGCGGAUCUGAUGCUGUACGAAGAGGUUACCAAAAUGCCACCAUUCAAGCGGAAAACAUUGGUUCUGAUCGGUGUGGCCGGCGUUGGACGACGAACGCUCAAGAAUCGAUUGAUCAACAGCGAUCCGGACAAAUUUGGUUCCGUUCUACCACAUACAACACGGCAACCGAGACCGCUCGAAGAAAGCGGAAAAGCCUAUUGGUUUACCGAUCGUGAAACAAUGGAGCAGGAAAUAAAAGAAAAUCGCUUUUUGGAAUACGGUGACCACAACGGUAAUCUGUACGGGACGCACUUGGACUCGAUACGGGAUGUCAUUCGGCAAGGUAAAAUGUGUGUCCUCGACUGUGCUCCAAGUGCGCUGAAAACUUUACACAACAGUGCUGAGUUCAUGCCAUACGUGAUUUUUAUCGCCGCUCCUGGGAUGGAACAGCUGAAGCAGCUGUACGCUGAACGUAGAUCCGCACAGGGAUCGAUGAGGAGUUUACAGUUCGAUCGCCAAAGCUCCAUCCGAUUCAGUUCCCGCCGCGCUAAAACAUUGGAAUCACUGGCAUCACUGUACGAGGAUGAGGAUCUCGUCUCGGCAUGCGAGGAAAGUGCCUUAUUGCAGCGAAAAUACGACAAAUACCUGGACGCGGUCAUAGUCAACGAAGACUUCGAUGUGACAUUCCGGGCCGUGACGGACGCGUUGGAGGCCCUCAGCCACGAGCAUCAGUGGGUACCGGUCAAUUGGAUCUACUAAGCAACCUCAGGGAGGAUAACCGAUAUAUGGUAGACGCAGCAAAAGAUGUGUUCAAAUCGAAGUGUUGAGAGCCAUACCUGCAUGCAUUCAGAGCCUUGGGUAGAUCGAAUCCCGGCCUUUACCAGUACCAUGUUAUAUUUCCAUAUCGUCCAAUACAUUUUAUUACACAUAUACAUCAUAUGAGUCACUUUUGAGAAUAGAAAAAAGCGAAGCAAUAUCAGCUUCGUAACCUCCAUGUCGUACUAUCGAUUUAAUUCGUAAGUAGUUGUCUUGUAGCGGUAAUAACUAUCAGCAGCGAAUGCCUCCAAUAUUAAAUAACGCAUCUAGUAUUUAUUAAGCAAGAUCAAGAUGUCAGCAGAAGGUAAUUGUUUCGUCCAUUAGAUUUAGUUUUAUAUAGAGUUGUAAUUUUUAAACCAGGGUUAAACCCCGCACGAGUAGUAAGAUAGAUUCUAUUGUUCAAUGUCGAAUCUCACGCAAAAAAUAUAUUCAGUUACGUCAGAAACUGCCUUUGGCAAAAUAGUAUGCGAAAAUGUUUCAUUAUUAUGACUAGUGAGUGCUAACUUCGAAGAAUUGUUUGAAAAACUAUUUGUUGAACAGAGUUUCAUUGAAUUUAUUAAGUGGAAAUCAAAAUAAAGAGUAAUCGUAAACGAC
This is a messenger RNA of Topomyia yanbarensis, 3367 nucleotides long. RefSeq names its product protein PALS2 (gene vari). Bases 764 to 2716 code for a protein of 650 amino acids. Lineage: Eukaryota; Metazoa; Arthropoda; Insecta; Diptera; Culicidae. The transcript has 9 exons. Gene Ontology annotation, cellular component: cell-cell junction; plasma membrane. The record is from RefSeq and is a predicted model, not a curated record. Gene Ontology annotation, molecular function: protein binding.